Suillus fuscotomentosus is the source of this 1404-nucleotide messenger RNA. RefSeq lists its product as uncharacterized. The transcript has 7 exons. The record is from RefSeq and is a predicted model, not a curated record. Bases 1 to 1404 code for a protein of 467 amino acids. NCBI's taxonomy places the organism in Eukaryota, Fungi, Basidiomycota, Agaricomycetes, Boletales, Suillaceae.
AUGAUUCCUUCGAGCGACUUGGAAGUGGAAGAUCGUGGCCAUGAAGAUGAUGACGGCCGCGACAAUUUUCUAUCAUCUCAAGCUGCCAUGGACUGUGACUUACUAGACUUCGAACUGUGGUAUGAGGCGACCUGUGCUUCUAUAGAUCAGGCUCCAAGUCCACUGCCGCAGCAUCUGAGUCCAAGCGAUUGGGAGGUGCUCCUCAGUAUGUUUGACACACCUGGUGCCACUGGCAGUGCCGCCACUGCGGCUUGCCGUGAGAUGGCUGGUGGUCACGGUAGUCAGGGCCCGGGCCAGGACAUUGUAGCCUCGCUGCAGCAUUCUACACAGACACAACUCGGAGCCACGAGUGAUCAUAUUCACGAUGUACACUCUUCCGGGUCAUCAUCUGUACCGUUACAAUCAUCGAGUCGAUAUUCCCCUUACAAUUUCUCCGCCAGGCUUAAUGCUCCUCGCAACCGUAGCCGCAGGGCACACCUUUUCGCGGCUGCUGAUGGUGAUCUUAUGAUGGAGCAUGAUCACAACCUAACAGCAGAUGUACCAACUAUGUCAGCAUCACUACUUCCGCCUGCUCCGCCAUCACUGCUGCCCACCCCAGCAUCGCUACCACCUGCUCCAGCAUCGCUACCACCUGCUUCAGCAUCGCUACCACCUGUUCCAGCGUCACUACCACCACCUCCUACUAUAGGAUCGUUGACUACUAGUGCAAUAGAAUCCUCAUCCUCCCUCGCGGGGAGGUUCGGUCUCGAAGACCUACCACAGGUGAAAUUGGAGGCGAAAGAUAUUCUGAAACGGUCAACUUUUGACAAUUCCUUUUUGCUUUCAACGAAAGCAAGAACAAAGAAGGCGCUCGAAAGCCUUGCUACCGUUGUUGCAGAAUAUAAUAGUCCCGAACUUACCCAAUGGGCGAAUGGGUCCGAAGCGUCGAAGGAUGCCGAAACUAUCGCUCAUACCGUCAAGAACCUGAGGAAAAAAAUACAGGAUAUUGUCAGGAUCGCAGUUGUAUACGGCUACAAUUUACACGAGGCUUUGGCCACUCAACCCCAGGCUGAGAUAGUGCGUAUCAUCGACCAGCUUUUGGAUAACGAUGCUUUCCUGAAUGGAUCGAUCAAUGUGGGGGGACAAAUGAUAGUUGUACCAUUUGGCCACAGUGCAUUGCGAUACUUUAUCAAGCACAUCCUCUUCUACAACCUCAAUUUCCAACACUUUCGUUGGGACAUUGUUUCGGUGGGCACUUCAGGAACUGUCCACAGGAUAGCUGUGGACGAAGGGUUGUAUAAUGUCUACACAGCAUUGUCGAGCGAAGGGAGCGUCCGAAAGUCUGGUAUUGCCGCUUCGGCGAGCCGUCUCAAUGACAUGAUUGAAUUCCCCGACUCCCACUUUAGUGGGAACGGAGGGUUUUGA